AGGUCUUCAAUUAUGCAUGUAAAAGCACAAGAAAUAAGAUCUACUCGUACUAUAUAUAGGUCUAGGACUAAUAUAUAAAUAUUGGUAUAUUUCCAUGAACCUGAAAUUACAUUACUAGCUGUUUCGCCUAUUUCAUCUUCAAAACAAGGUUUCUCAGAACAACACACAUUUGAGAAUGGCUUUCUCAGAAACUCUGGCAUCACCUGUUCUCCUUAUGAUUUUGUUAUUUUUCUUCUUAACUUCAGCCAUCAGUUGUAACACUAAUAAUGGGCCAUGCCCACCUACAUUACCAGGCACUCCCAUACUUCAAGAAACACCACCAUCUUUGCCAGGAGUGCCCAUAUUUCCGGAAACACCAACAAUAUUACCAGGAACACCAACAUAUUUCCCAGGAACCCCGGUACUUCCAAAAACGCCAGAAACACCCAUACCUUUUCUACCUGUACCGCCAAUCCUACCAUAUCCACCUACACUACCAGCAACACCGAUACCAAAUCUACCUGUAACACCGACGCUGCCUUAUCCACCUACACUACCAGCAACCCCGAUACCAAAAAACACUAACAAGAAUACGUGCCCGAAAAACGUUCUCAAGCUAGGAGUUUGUACAGAUAUGCUGGGCAGAUCAUUAGGCCAAACCUUCGGAAGCCCACCAACAACGCCAUGCUGCAAAAUCUUGGAAGGUCUUAUUGAUUUUGAGGCUGCAAUUUGUCUUUGCACUGCACUUAAGGCCAACGUGCUUGGGAUCGUCUUCGACUUCCCUAUUGCUAUCAAUAAUGUCUUCAAUCACUGUGAAAAAGACAAUCCCUCCGGUUUUCAAUGCGAAUAACUCAAAAUCCACUUGCCAGAACUACGAAAUCACCCCUUCAUAUCUCUAUUUUAGUUGAUUUCAUAUGCAGAUCCUAUUAUAAAUAACAACAUUCGGGUUUUGUUGAUGAAAAUGCAGGAUCUUCUUGGAACACAAACAAUUUGGCGGGUCCAUAUGUAAUAUAGCCAGGUUGAACUGGGAAGCUGCAUAUUGAAUUAUUUCUUUUGCUUGUGUAAUAAUAUAUCAUAUUAAUGUUUUGGCGGAUCGUUUCUGUGAAAUAAAUGCAUGCAAUCUGUGAUAGCUUGUCAUCCUGUUGUAGUUGAAUCAGUAGCCUAGCUAUUUCAACAAGUAGAUUAUUUUGUUGUUGAUGAUGUUUGUCUUUCGUCAAUGCAUGUGAAGGUGAUGAUAAAAAAGUUAAGUAUGGGCUCAAAAAUGUAGAGAAAGUACAGCACGAUGAACACACCUCUCUGUAUUGAAUAAAUUGAUUCCACUGAAGCCGUGAAGAUACUCAGAGGACCACUUUAUGUAAGGACUAAUGACCCAUCGUUAUACAAACAAUAACACUUCGAGAACGGUGAAUUACCUCCUCCUCCGCUCACUUUGUUCAAUUUUGUACAAUUUUUCUAUCAUUUUUUUUUAGAUUUAUACGAAAUAUAGUUAUUUAGACUUUCUUAAAAAAUAAUUUAAAAUAAAUUUAAAUACCGUUUUUAUAAAAAAAAAUAAAAUAAUUGAUAACAAUAUAAUUCCCAACGAACAGUCUUAAAAUGGGGCCGUUUUGGAAAAAAAUAAUAAUCGUUUGAUUAAAGUAAAGAAAUAGAGUAGAAGUGAAAAAUAAAUAAAUUAAUAAAGUGUAUGCAAAAUAAGUAGAAGAUGUGAAGGAAAAAUUAGCAUUCUCAGUUUUUAAAAGAUACUUCUUUUUAUUUACGCAAUUACUCCUACAAAUUUCAAAUAAGGAAAAACGAAGCAAUUACUCCACGUCUAGGUGGUCGUCUUUACCAACAAUAUAUGGUUGACGCAUUCUCAACCAUUGAACAAGCAAGGUUGUGGUGGUUUAGAAGAAAUCAAACUACUUUACGGUGUGAAUUAUAUAGUAACAUCAAGAGGUCUUUACAGCAGGGUACGAGUGACACAACAAACAUAGGUAAAAGCUUCAUUCUUCCAGCUGGCUUUGUCGGUUCAAGGAGAUACAUGCAGCAGAAUUUCCAAGAUGCUCUUGCAGUUUGCCGGUACAUAGGUCAUCCUGAUAUAUUCCUCACAAUGACCACAAAUCCUCUUUGGGAUGAAAUAUUGCAAAUGAUGAAACUUAUACCACAGUGUUCACCACAGAAUUCACCUGAUGUUAUAGCUCGGGUGUUUAGAUUGAAACUUGACCAACUUAUUGAUGACAUUAAGAAAAAGAACUAUUUUGGAACCUGCCUUGCAGUUAUGUAUGUUGUCGAGUUCCAGAAAAGAGGUCUUCCACAUGUUCACAUGCUGAUCUGGCUUGAUUCGGCCUCUAAACGUAAUCUGACUUCUAACGUAGACAAAUAUGUGUCAGCUGAGAUUCCAGAUCCAGAAUUGGAUCCUGUUGGUUAUCAAGCCGUCUCCGCAUUUAUGAUGCACGGACCUUGUGGUCGAGACAAUCCCAAAUGUGCAUGCAUGAAAGACUACAAGUGUACAAGACAUUUUCCCAAGAGAUUUUGCUCUGCUACUACAUUUGAUCAGUCUGGGUUCCCCAUCUAUAAAAGGCGUGAGACGGAAUUCACUGUUAAGAAGGGCAGAACGCUUUUAGGUAAUCAGUGGGUUGUUCCCUAUAAUCGUGAUCUUUUGGUUAAAUAUCAGUGCCACAUGAAUAUUGAGAUCUGUGCUCAUGCUAGAAGUCUUAAGUACCUAUUCAAAUACUGCCUCAAGGGCCAUGACAGAGCUACAGUUGAAAUAAGAGGGAAAAAAAGAAGAACUGACAAUGGAAAAGAAAUUGCAGAUGGUGAGGAUGAAAUACAGUCAUAUUUUGAUGGAAGGUACAUAUGUGCAUGUGAAGCUGCGUACCGGAUCUUUGGCUUCACUAUACAUUACCGCUCAUUGGCUGUGGAACGUCUGUCCUUUCAUUUAGAGGGUGAUAAACAAUGUACUUUCAGAUCAAGCGAGCCUGUUCACAAAGUAGCACAACGUGAAAAGGAAAAGUAUAGCCAACUUGAGGCCUACUUCAUUCUAAAUGCAUCAGAUACUAAUGCUACCAGAUUUCUAUACGAUGAAAUACCACAACACUAUGUGUGGAAUGAUUCUGACAGGAUUUGGGUUCCAAGGAAAAGAGGGAAGAAGAUUGGACGGCUUGCAUACACCCAUCAUUCAGCUGGUGAAUUGUGGUAUUUACGCCUUCUACUGACCAAGGUACGUGGUGCAACUUCAUAUGAGAGCUUGAGGACUGUAAAUGGUAAAAUUUAUAAAACAUUUCAACAAGCAUGUAAAGAAUAUGGUCUCCUGGAUGAUGACAACGAAUGGCACCAUGUACUGCAAGAAUGUUCACAAUCCGGCUUCCCCCAUCAAAUCAGACAGCUCUUUGUCCACAUAAUGGUUAAUUGCAAAGUUGCAGAUCUUAAUGAAUUGUGGACCAAACAUUGGACACAUAUGGUCGAUGACCUUAUGUUGAAACAACAAAAACUCACUGGGAACCCUCAUUUGGUCCUCAAUGAAAAGCAGCAACAAUUCUUUGCGCUUGCAGAAAUCCACACACUACUAAAAAGCAUUGGAAAAUCUCUGAAAGAUUAUAGCCAGAUGCCUCAACCACCAACGAGUUAUUUGGAUUGCAGUGCCAACAAUUUAAUUAUUGAAGAGACAAGUUAUGACACAACACAAAUGGAAGCAGACUUCAAGGAGCUUUUCUCAACAUGUAAUGAAGAACAAUUACACGUGUACAACUCUGUCAUGGAAUCAGUUCAAAAAAAGGAAGGCGGAGUUUUCUUUGUCUAUGGAAGUGGUGGGUGUGGUAAGACAUAUAUGUGGAGGACUUUAAUAUCCAAGCUACGAUCAGAGCGGAAAAUAGUUCUUCCUGUUGCAUCAUCGGGAAUUGCUGCAACGCUCAUGCCGGGAGGUCGGACUGCACAUUCAAGGUUCAAAAUCCCUAUUGUACUGGAUGAGUUAUCAAUGUGCUCAAUUUCUCACACAUCUGAUAUUGCUGAACUCAUAAAAAAAACCGACCUUAUCAUUUGGGAUGAGGCCCCAAUGCAACACCGGUUUUCUUUUGAAUGCCUCGAUCGGAGCUUGAGGGAUAUAAUGAAGGCAGUUGAUCCUGGAAGGUUCGAUUUACCCUUUGGUGGUAUCACAAUAGUUUUUGGUGGUGAUUUCAGACAGAUAUUACCUGUCAUCCCUAGAGCUGGACGUGGAGAGAUUGUUUCUUCCUGUAUUACAAAUUCAAAACUUUGGAAGAUUGCUACCGUCUUCAAGCUAAAACACAACAUGAGACUACAAAAGGGCAAAAAUGCAGAAGAGGUUAGAGCUUUGACUGAUUUUGCCAGUUGGGUGUUGGCAGUUGGUGAUGGCCAUAUUCCUACUGCAGAAAUUGUUGGUGAAAUUAAAGGUGAAGACUUGAUUGUAAUACCAGAAAGAUUCUGCCAACUAGACGGUGUCAACUCUGUUGACAAAAUGGUGGAGAGUACAUUCCCUGAUUUCUUGAGCAAUUACAAAAAUGCAGACUACUUGAGUGAACGCGCCAUUCUGUCACCAACAAAUGUAGUUGUUGGCAAUGUCAAUAGUGUUAUAGUAGACAAGAUACCAGGUGAGUGUACUUCAUAUUUUAGUGUUGACAGUGCUGAAGAUUUCCCAGGCAGUGAGAGAGAACAACUUGGAGCAUUUCCUCCUGAGUAUCUACACUCCUUCAAUAUUCCCGGAAUGCCUCUACAUGAGUUGAAGCUCAAAGUCGGAGUUGUUGUAAUGUUGAUGCGGAACCUAAAUCAGACUCUGGGCUUAUGCAAUGGUACACGCAUGAUGGUGACAAAAUGCCUGAAGCAUUGUGUUGAAUGCGAGGUAAUUUCAGGACACUACAAAGGAACGAAACAUUUCAUUCCGAGAAUGGAACUUUCACCAACAGAGACACGAUUGCCCUUUCGGAUCAUUCGAAAACAGAUGCCGCUCCAGAUUUGUUAUGCAAUGACGAUAAAUAAGUCCCAAGGUCAGUCUCUCGAGAAAGUUGGCUUAUUUCUACCCAAGGGAGUUUUCACUCAUGGACAGCUCUACGUUGCAAUUAGUCGUGUCACAUCACCAGAUGGACUCAAGAUUUUCAUCGAUGAUAUGAAUGGUAACAGCACCAACAUAACACCGAACGUAGUAUACAAGGAAAUCUUCUACAAUGUACCAGUUAUUUAGUACCAUGUUCUAUAUUCCACUUCGGUGAAGUUGGUUUCAAAUGAAUCUCAGCUACUCUGUUAAGCGCAAAGAACUAUCAUUUUUAUUAAUAGAUAUGUAAUUUAUCGGUAUGAAAUAUUACUCAACAGUUUUUUGACAUGUGUUACAUUCAAGG
Molecule: messenger RNA, 5300 nt
Organism: Daucus carota subsp. sativus
Lineage: Eukaryota; Viridiplantae; Streptophyta; Magnoliopsida; Apiales; Apiaceae
Exons: 5
Coding region: 1814-5146 (1110 amino acids)
Biological process (GO): telomere maintenance; DNA repair
Molecular function (GO): DNA helicase activity
Source: RefSeq, a predicted model, not a curated record